Sphenostylis stenocarpa is the source of this 1542-nucleotide messenger RNA. NCBI's taxonomy places the organism in Eukaryota, Viridiplantae, Streptophyta, Magnoliopsida, Fabales, Fabaceae. The record is from the annotation of a GenBank genome assembly.
AUGCCUAUGGAGGCUUUCUCCGUAAAGUCGCUCACUGCAACCACCAUUCCCUCCUCCUUGUCACAUCGAGGGGCCACUGAGAAACCUUGUGCCCAUGUUAACCUUUCACAUUUCACGAGGUACCCUUGUGCCACGAGAUCAACAAAACACAAAAUUCGUUGCACUAGAGCUCAAGCUUCAGGUUCAACAAAAUCUAGUGCGGGUACUGCUGAGGGGAUAUCUGAGAAAACAGAUGCCAAGGAUGAAAACUUAGUAUUUGUUGCGGGUGCUACUGGUAGAGUUGGUUCACGGACAGUGAGGGAGCUGAUAAAGCUUGGAUUUAGAGUCAGAGCUGGAUUGCGGAGUGCUCAGAGGGCGGGUGCAUUAGUUAAGAGUGUUGAACAAUUGAAGCUUGAUGGUACAAGUGCAGCUGGAGGAGGACAAGCUGUAGAGAAGCUUGAAAUUGUGGAAUGUGAUUUGGAGAAACCAGAUACAAUUGGAUUGGCAUUAGGCAAUGCGUCAACAGUGAUAUGUAGCAUUGGUGCCAGUGAGAAGGAAGUUUUUGACAUCACUGGACCCUUUCGGAUAGACUAUCAGGCCACAAAAAAUCUAGUUGAUGCUGCAACUGUUGCCAAAGUAAAUCACUUCAUAUUGGUUACUUCACUAGGAACAAACAAAAUUGGCUUUCCUGCAGCUAUCCUCAAUUUGUUUUGGGGAGUCCUUGUUUGGAAAAGGAAGGCAGAAGAAGCACUGUUGGCCAGUGGACUUCCAUACACAAUAGUGAGACCUGGAGGUAUGGAGCGGCCUACUGAUGCUUUCAAGGAAACUCAUAAUAUAACCCUGUCAACAGAAGAUACUUUAUUUGGGGGUCAGGUGUCAAACCUUCAGAUUGCUGAACUCUUGGCAGUCAUGGCCAAGAAUCGUGAUCUAUCAUGUUGUAAAAUAGUGGAGGCAAUUGCGGAGACAACUGCACCGCUGACUCCCAUGGAGGAACUUCUUGCAAAGAUACCAUCUCAACGCCCUUGCACUUCUUCACCCAAGAAACCAGAUAUUGCAGCUGUCAGUAUUCCAGAUCCCCUUGCUAAUAUUGUGACUGCGGAACCUACUGUUUCCACUGAGCAAGAAACUACACAACCUAAACCAGUGGCAAAACAGCCACUUUCUCCCUAUACCACUUAUGAUGAUUUGAAGCCACCAUCAUCUCCUACUCCAUCUCAGCCUGGUGGUGAAAGACAAGAUAAUAUCAGUAAGACAGUGCCAAAACCAAGUGCUUUAGAUACUCCAAGUGGUGUGCCAGGAGUCGGUGGCACCAGUCAGGCAACAUCUUCAUCUAAAGUGGAGAAGCCUCUUUCUCCUUAUGCAGCAUAUCCUGACUUAAAGCCUCCCACUUCACCGUCUCCUAAUACACCAAUUCUAUCAGUUUCCACAUCUGCUGCAGAUGUUGUGCCACAGAGAGACACAAUAUCAAGUAAUGGACCAGCCCAGCUUUCAACAGUAGAUGAACCAAAGGAAGAACAUCUCCCUAAACCCAAGUCAAGACCACUUUCACCUUAUACAAUGUGA